CACUGUGGUAUUGAGAGAGAUUGUUGGUUGACGUCACUUUGAUUGCCGACACUUUCGCCUUGAAGUGGAGCUGAAUAAACCUUGAGAUGAGUCUCCUUCAAUCUGUUCGUACUAACCCGCGCACCACACUCACUCCCUCACUCUCCCACAGAGACUGAAUUGGAGUAACAGCUCCUGUCUGCCUGCGUCCAGCCGGCCUAAUACACGGGGAAUAAAAGACUUUAUCACAUUUCGAAGGUACUCACAGUAAUUUUGGUCGACUUUUUAUCUGAGAACCUAAAAAUGAGGAAGGAUACUCCAUACCUUGGAUGUCUGCAGAUAAGUCGGGUGCUAUCUUGACAGAAAAAAAAAAUCUUUCAGGAACUCUAAUCAGUUGUUUUCUUCUGAAGGGUCAUAUGGUAGUUAAAGGAAGAAUCUGGUGUCCUGUCAAUAAAAGUAAAAAUACCUGCCAGAGAAAAAAACUCCCGUAAGCUUGAUUUGAGAACAACCUCUUCUCUCGGAAUGUUGGUGGAAUUCAAAUUCUUUGCUAGACUGUGGUCAUUUUUCUAGCUGCAACCUGAUAUGGAGUCUGGGGAACAUUUGACAUCGUCAUCGUCAUCAUCUACACCCUCUGCUUCUUCCACAUCUACUGCAGCAACAUCCAGAAGUAGCCUUUCCACUGGUUCUGCAGUUCUUGGCUCUCCACUUGCGUCUUGUGGGCAUUUAUUUGGAACUGCUGGGGGUCAACCGUUUAACCUGACCACUGCAUCAAGUGCCUUCCCAAUGGUCAGCCACACAGCCUUUGGUCUCCAGUCUUCAAGCUCAGGACGUUCAGAAUUUGGUGGUCUUGGGACACUUGGUUCAUCUACAGCCUUAACAACACAUCCCCAGUUAGCAUCUUUUCCAGAGUGGUGGCGUACAGCAGAUGGACAUGGACAUGCUGGGGCAGCUUAUUUUUCACCUUUCCUGGGAAUUCCUCACCUUUUUGCUUCUUCAUUACAAAGUCAUGAUUCCAAUACAUUCCAUUGUAGAACAAGCAAGAAUGGUCGUGGGACUAAGAAAGGUAUGAAUGGAGCUGUAAAUGGAAGUGGCAUUACAGCAGUAUCCUCUGCACAAACAUCUGCAACAUCCACUACUACAUCCAUUUCUUCAGGGCAAACUAAACUGAUAAAUUCUGGAGUAAGGCUUCAUAAAUGUAGCCAAGAGCAGAACAAAAAACAAAUGUUAACCUCUGAAGCUAAUAAGAUUAAAAACAAGACACCAAGAAAAGAAACAGUUGAAAGCUCUAGCAACAGCGAUAGUGAAUCAGGAUCCUCAUCAGACAGUUCGAGCGAUGGUAUGAGUAGUAGUAGUAGUAGUGAUACAGAUGAUUUGGAUGAAGAGGAUGAGGAUGAUGAGGAUCAGAGUCCUGAAGAAAGUGAUGAUGAUGACGAUGAUGAUGAUGAUGAUGAUGAUGAUGAUGAUGAAGAAUCUGAUUCGGAGAGUGAAGCACAACACAAAAAGACUAAGGUGCUAAUACAAAGUGUAAAAGAUGCUAAAAAAAAUGGUCAUAAAGCAUUGGAGAUAGCUCAAGAAAAAAGAACUCACCAGCAGAUACCUCUUGCAUCUGAUCUUCAGACUCUAUCAACAUUCCAGCCUCAGGUUUUGUCACAGCAACUUCCUUUUGUUUUCCAAAGUACUCAGGUCAAGGAGGAGACUGUGAACAAGCAUCCAAGUGUUAUACAGUCCACAGGACUUGCCCCCAAUGUGAAGCAGUCAUCCCUGGUAAACCACACUAAAAAAGAGGCUUCUCCUAACCUUGUUCCUCCAUUGGACCUCAAAGUACGGAAUAAAGAUGUUUGUGAAGAAUCGGGGUCAGUAAUCACUGAUUUGAGAGUAAAACGGGAACACUUUAAGCAAACUUUUCCAACACAUUUAAAAAAGCAGCUGGAGCACUGCAAGAAUCAGAAGACCAGUGCAACCUCAGUGAGCCCUCAGAGUAACUCUGCUUCACCAGCACAUCAUAAAUUGCAGCCUGUGGAUAACCACCACACAAACCCUUUCCUUACAAAUGCACUUUUAGGAAAUGAUCAACCUAAUGGAAUAAUUCAGAGUGUCAUCCAGGUGUCUCCAUUAGCACUUACAACCAAGAACAGAAACCAGACUAAAACAAACGAAAAACUUAAUUCCAGUAGUACCUCAUUUUCAUUAACUGCUAAUUCAAGUGCUAGUGGAAAAAAUCAUUGCACCAACCAAGUGUCAUUAGCUAGACCCUCUACCUCUCCUGUAUUAUUUCAGAGUUCUGGAAAAGACAGUUCCAUGAGCAAUAAUUUUAUAAAAACAAAAUCCCAACACGUAUUAAAUUCUUCCAAGCGUUUAGUGGGUCAUUUUCGAGGGGUGGAUUCUGACAUUCCCAGCAGUAAAGACUCUGAGGAUUCAAAUGACGAUAAUGAUAAUGAAGAGGAGGAGGAAGAAGAUGAUGAGGAUGAUGAAGAUGAUGAUGAUUCUGAUGAGAGUCAGUCUGAAUCUGAUAGUAACUCUGACACAGAUACAGACGGCUCUGAAGAUGACAAAGACUUGGAUGAAACAGAAAGUGAUACUGAAGGAGAGAAAACACCCAUAACAUUUAAAAAAGUGGUCCCCGAUUUGAAUAAUUCUUCCUCUAGUCAUUUGUCACAUUCUGGACCUCUAAAUCUUCAAGUUGUAAAGAGUUCAAAUUCUGCGUCUGCUGUCUCUGUCCACAGAUCAACGUCUCCAGCAUUCCGAAGCACUUCUUCACUUACUGCAUCUCCACCUUCUGGCUCAGCAAAAAGGAGAAGAAGAAUUACAGAUGAAAGAGAGUUGCGCAUUCCUUUGGAGUAUGGAUGGCAAAGGGAGACACGAAUCAGAAGUUUUGGUGGACGUUUUCAGGGAGAAGUCAUAUACUUUGCUCCUUGUGGGAAAAAAUUAAGGCAAUACCCAGAAGUAAUGAAGUACCUCAGUAGGAAUGGGAUAACUGACAUUACACGAGACAAUUUCAGCUUCAGUGCAAAAAUAAGAGUUGGUGACUUCUAUGAAGCCAGAGAUGGACCACAGGGCACACAGUGGUGCCUUUUAAAAGAAGAGGAGGUAGCCCACCGUAUACGCUCAAUGGAAGGGCGUAGAGGAAGACCACCAAACCCAGAUAAACAGCAUAUCAGAGAGGAGUCGAGAAUAAGGCGGCGUAAAGGAAGGCCACCAAAUGUUGGAACACCUGAGUUUUCAGAGAAUAAUGUCAAACUCCUUAGGAGGUUACAUGCCCAAGAAGUGGCUCGACAAGCUGCGCAGAUAAAACUUUUAAGAAAACUUCAAAAACAGGAACAGGCUCGGGCUGCCAAGGAAGCAAGAAAGCAGCAAGCAAUCAUGGCAGCCGAAGAGAAAAGAAAGCAAAAGGAGCAUUUGAAGAUGAUGAAACAACAGGAGAAAAUUAAAAGAAUCCAACAAAUGAGAAUUGAAAAAGAACUUCGGGCUCAGCAAAUUCUUGAGGAGAAAGAGAUGAGGAGACAGCAAGCUGUUCUUCUGAAGCAUCAGGAGUUGGAGAGACAUAGACUAGAUAUGGAACGAGAAAGGAGAAGGCAGCAUAUGAUGCUGAUGAAAGCCAUGGAAGCACGUAAAAAAGCAGAAGAAAAAGAAAGAUUAAAACAAGAAAAGCGAGAUGAAAAACGGAUGAAUAAAGAACGGAAGCUGGAGCAAAGAAGAUUGGAAAUACAGAUUGCAAGGGAACUGAAGAAGCCUAAUGAAGAUAUGUGUUUAGCAGAUCAGAAGCCUUUACCAGAAUUCUCUCGUAUUCCAGGCCUUAUCCUUACAGGAAGUACAUUUGCAGACAUACUGAUGGUGAUGCAGUUCCUUUGCAAUUUUGGCAAAGUUCUUGACUUUGAUAUCAAUGUAGAUAUUCCCAGUUUCACGAUUCUUCAGGAAGGACUAUUAAAUUUAGGAGACAGUAUGGGAGAGGUCCAGGACUUAUUAGUGAGGUUACUUUCUUUAACGGUUUGUGAUCCAGGUCUACCAGCUGGAUGCAAGGCUAAAACUGCUCUUGGAGAGCAUCUGACGAAUGUCUGUGUUAACAGGGAAAAUGUUUCUGAGGUUCUGCAGAUAUACAUGGAGGCUCACUGUGGGCAGACUGACCUAACUGAAAGCCUGAAAACCAAAUCCUUCCAGGCACAUACUCCAGCUCAGAAGGCAUCAAUACUGGCUUUCCUUGUAAAUGAAUUAGCAUGUAGCAAGAGUGUAGUAAGUGAAAUUGAUAAAAACAUUGAGUAUAUGUCUAAUUUAAGAAGAGACAAGUGGAUGGUGGAGGGAAGAUUGCGGAAGCUCAGAAUAAUUCAUGCUAACAAAACUGGCAAAAGAGAUUUAGUAUGUGUCUAUGGAGCUGAUGAUCUUAAUUCCUUGGAUGCUUCUACCCCUGGCCGUAAACGGAAGCGAAGAACAGGUGAUAGUGAUGAUGACGAUGAUGAGGAUGAGGAUAGUGAUGAGCAGGGAGAUGACGAUGAUGAUGACGAAGAUGAAAAAGAAGAUAAAAAAGGGAGAAAAGCAGAAAUUUGUGAGGAUGAGGAUGACAGUGAUCAGGCAGCAACCGUUGAAGAUCUAGAAAAGCACAUUGAAAAACUUCUCAAGCAACAAAGCUUAUACAGAAGGAAAUUAUUUGAAGCAUCUCACUUUCUGCGUUCCAUGGUGUUUGGUCAAGAUCGUUAUAAACGUCGAUACUGGGUCCUUCCUCAGUGUGGGGGCAUAUAUAUUGAGGGUAUGCAGAGUGGUGAAGGUCCAGAAGAGCUUGCAAAAGAAAAAGAGAGACUGAGAAAUUUUGAAAGCAUUCAUCUCAAGGAAGAAAAAAAAGACGCAGCUGACGACAGUUUAGUUGGUUUAAACUUGGCAAUUAGCAGUGCCAAGUGCUGCAAAGAAGAACCAAAAGAGAAGCACAAUUCUAAUCUUUUUUUACAGAAACCUGGCUCUUUUUCAAAAUUGAGCAAACUUUUGGAAGUAGCAAAGAUGUCUCCUGAUUCAGAUUUGGUGAUUAUACAAAAACAAAAUGGAGGACAGGUGAAUGGAUCACUUAUCUCAUCUUCCAUUCAAACCAGUUCACAAAAUGGACAUUGUACUUCUGAAGCUUGUAUAUCACUGAGCAGCCCAGAAAAACUGGAGUCAAAUAUUAAUCCCUUUAACUCUCAUUUAUGUGGCCCUGGGAAACUGUACAACUCUUCAUUGCUUCCAAAUGAUCAGCUGCUGAAAGUGCUUACGGAAAGAAGCGGACAGUGGUUCAGUCUUUUACCAAAAACUCCUUGUGAUGACUCAUCUCUGUCUCAUGUAAAUGACCAGUCUACAUCUUCUUCAGUAACUCCAAAUACUGUGCCUCCCUUUUGUUCUCAUUCUUCAUCCUUAUCUUCAGUUUUGAAUUCAGUGUCUACACAAAGUCAUCUGGGACAUAAUUCUUUCUCUAUACCAACAGUACAUUUAAAAUCCGGUUUACCAUUGAUGGGUCUUCCAUAUUGUGGGUGGUCUGCAGGAAUGCUUACCCCAAAUGUCUUGUUUUCUUCACCAAAGCCUGGUGGGAGUCCUGCUGUAGGAACAUCAGAAGGAAAUGGGAAUCCAUUCUUGGCAACCAGUGCGUCUAUAUGUAAAGUUGAAUCACCAGUACCUCAAACUGAGAAACCAUUGUGUACUCCCUCUCCUAUAGUCGAUGGACCAAAACCAGUGGAUUAUUGUAGCCCAAUGCCUAUACCAGAAGAAAUGCUUUAUGGCUGGUGGAGGAUCAAAGAACCAGAAGAACUGAAACUUUUACUUAAAGUACUUCACCUCAGGGGAAUAAGGGAAAAGUCUCUGCAAAAACAGAUUCAGAAGCACUUGGACUACAUCAGUCAAGCUUGCAUUAAAAAUAAGGAUGUUGUUGUCAUAGAAGAAAAUGAAGAAAACCAAGCAAGUAAGGAACUUGUUGAAAGCUGGUCUGUGGAGGAGCAAGCCAUGGAAACAGAUGUAGCUGUUCUGCAGCAGGUGGAAGAACUGGAAAGAAGAGUAGCAUCAGCAAGUCUUCAAGUAAAGGGGUGGCUGUGUCCAGAACCUGCGUCUGACAGACACGAUUUAAUCUACCAUGAACAUAAGCUGCUGUCUAAGCUGUACAGGGAUGGUGAAGGGGAAUUUGCUGGGAAAGAAGAUGGCAGUGACAUCUCUAUUGAACGGAAGCAUAACAACCCUCUAGAUAUAGCUGUAUCUCGUCUGACUGAGUUGGAGAGGAACAUAGAGCGAAGGUAUCUGAAGAGCCCCUUAAGUACCACCAUUCAGAUCAAACUGGAUAAUGUGGGCACAGUUACUGUCCCUGCUCCUGCACCAUCCAUUAGUGGUGAUGGUGACGGAACUCCAGAGGAUAUUGCUCCAGGGUUAAAGGUGUGGAGAAAGGCAUUGUCUGAAGCUCGCAGUGCAUCACAAGUGGCCAUGUGUAUUCAACAGCUACAUAAAUCAAUAGCAUGGGAAAAGUCAAUCAUGAAAGUUUACUGCCAGAUCUGUCGAAAGGGAGAUAAUGAAGAAUUACUUCUGCUUUGUGAUGGUUGUGACAAGGGGUGCCACACUUACUGCCAUAGACCCAAGAUCACCACUAUACCAGAUGGUGAUUGGUUUUGUCCGUCUUGCAUUGCAAAGGCAAGUGGUCAGUCUCCACGAAGUAAAAAAGCUUUUAUUAAAACCAAAAAAAGUAAUGAACAGAAGAGAUGUCGGAAAUUGUCAUUAACUAUGGAAGGUGAUGAUGAUGAUUCAGGAAGUACAAGCAGUACUCCAAAGAAAAGCAGUAAAGAAAUGAAAAAGCGAAAGGUAGAAGAAACAUCUCUGCUUAAGACUGAUAAUUCAUCACCUGUUAAGAAAACACUUAUGAGAGAUGACUCCCAGGACAUGUCUUUGUGCAGUAUGAUCCUGUCUGAUAUGGAAACGCAUGAAGAUGCAUGGCCCUUCCUGCUUCCAGUAGACUUGAAACUUGUUCCUGGCUACAGAAAAGUUAUUAAAAAGCCAAUGGACUUUUCAACUAUUAGAGAAAAACUUAACAAUGCACAGUAUCCCAGUAUUGAAGCAUUUUCUUUGGAUAUAAAGCUGGUUUUCGACAACUGUGAAACAUUUAAUGAAGAUGAUUCUGACAUUGGUAGAGCAGGUCACAGUAUGCGGAAUUUUUUUGAGAGGCGAUGGACAGACAUUUUUGGAGGAAGCUAAGACUUCUAGAACAUUUUCAUACCUUGAUUGCAACAUAACCAGCAAUGUGAAUUUUCUUGCAUAUGUUAAAAAGUUCAAGCUGCUUCCAUACCCUUCAGCUACACAACUAAGGGCAUCUUACAAGAUUGAUACAGAAUGGAUUCACUGCUCUAGGGAAUGUGACCAGAUGAUCAUACAUUUAUUUGGUUUACAAACCAUUUAAGUAUAGCAAGAUGUACACCCAAAGAAUUCCAGAGAAGGGGGUGUUGAAUAGUGCAAUAGACAUGAAACUAUAUCAGUACGCACUGAAGUUACAACCAUAAGAGCUGUAUGGGGAAAUGAGUUUUCUUUUCUCCUUCAGUAAGUUUCUGUUUUUCUUAGUGAUUUCUGAAUAGGGCUUUUGAUUUUUCUUGUGUAAUUUGAUGGAUAGUCCAUCAGUCAACUUCUAGAUCCAGAAUCCUAUCCGACCUAUCCAAAUUUUGGAGGAAUGGCCAGAUAGUAGGAUCGGUUAGAUGUUUGUCUCGGAUAUAGAUAGUCACAGGUCACAGUUAGUAUCUGGCAAGAUCUGACAUGGUGAGAUCCAGUAACUGGAUAUCAACGAUAUCGAUUGUAUCCUAGAAUAUACCAUAGUAUCCACUCCUAUCAAAUAUCCGAGAAACACUAUGGUUUUUUUCUUUUUAGUUUUGUAGUUUAUCUACUAAAUGUAUUUAAUUUUGUGAAUUAUUUAUAAUUAGAACAGCAUUGAAGAUCUUCAUUUUCUGUGAAAAGGAAGAACAUCAAAACUGAUUUAAAUCUUGAACACAAAACAGGGAAUGUUUUAAAAUAUAAAACAAAGCCAAGUAAACUGUUUACACUGUUUUGUGCUGCAAAAAGCACUAGAAAAUUCAUCUUUACAGUAGAGUUUCAAUUACAUUUAUAUAUUUUUGCUGCGUUACUUAUGUGCAGUUAUAUUGUAUUCAAGAACGGUGGAGACACACUGCAGCAUCUGUAUAUACUGUUUAAUAUUGUUUAUAAAGAGUCUUUGUUUAAAAUAUGUAAGAAAUGUACAUAUUAUUUGCAGACAUUGAAUAUUGUUUAUGCCUUAGAAUGGCUACUACAUUUAAUUUAGUCUUAAGGUGACUGUACCUACAGAAUACAGUAUGGUUUGUACAUUACAUAUCCUCUGCAAACACUGUGGAGUGUCUUUAAUCUUGACAGUGCCUGUGUUUGAAAUGGGGUUGUAGGAGAUCUAAAUUUCCAUUUUUUCUAUUUUGUUCUUUAAUUUUGAGCCACCAGAGCCUCAGUUUUCAAUUAAACCAUUUGUAUCCAUGUGAAUAAAACUUGUAACAAUUUCAUAAACACAUAGUAUUUUUUCAUAAAAACAUUUCUGUCCAUUUGCCUUGCCACAGAAUGUAGAAAACAAGGGACAUUGUUACCACUCUAUUUAUACUGUGUGUUGUGGUGGCCUGCUGGAGGCAGCUAGUUCAGAAUUUCUUUUUGUACCUGCUUCAGAGUACUUGAAGUUAUUUUAUUUAAAACAAAAUGUUGUGAAAAAAGUAGCAUUCUGUUUUUUUAGGAGUGUUAUUUUUCACUAGUAUGUAUGGCACGGAUACAAUAAAAGGUUGUUUUGCAAGUCACUA
Molecule: messenger RNA, 8759 nt
Organism: Protopterus annectens (West African lungfish)
Lineage: Eukaryota; Metazoa; Chordata; Ceratodontiformes; Protopteridae
Gene: BAZ2B
Product: bromodomain adjacent to zinc finger domain 2B
Exons: 39
Coding region: 562-7161 (2199 amino acids)
Molecular function (GO): DNA binding; protein binding
Source: RefSeq, a predicted model, not a curated record